Fundulus heteroclitus (mummichog) is the source of this 1193-nucleotide messenger RNA. It is a transcript of the gene ubl4a, whose product is annotated as ubiquitin like 4A. The transcript has 4 exons. Bases 168 to 635 code for a protein of 155 amino acids. The record is from RefSeq and is a predicted model, not a curated record. Gene Ontology annotation, biological process: post-translational protein targeting to endoplasmic reticulum membrane. Lineage: Eukaryota; Metazoa; Chordata; Actinopteri; Cyprinodontiformes; Fundulidae. Gene Ontology annotation, molecular function: protein binding.
AGAGCGGAGAGGGCUGCUGCAGCAGCAGCAGAAGAAGAAGAUGGAUCGCAGCUAACGGGGCGAAGCAGUUUUGUUACGAACUAUCAAAGUAACCUUGUUGAGCAGGUUUAGAUAUUUAAACUUUUUACAUUUAUCUACGGAUUCUAGUUUGUUCGAGGUGUUAGAAAAUGAUCCUCACCGUGAAACCGCUUCAAGGGAAGGAGUGCAGUGUUCAGGUCACUGAAGACGAGAAAGUCUCCACGGUGAAGGAACUCGUGUCUGAGCGACUGAAUAUUCCUGCAAACCAGCAGCGGUUGCUCUACAAAGGGAAAGCUCUUGCAGACGAGCACAGACUGAGCGAUUACGCCAUUGGACCAGAGGCUAAAUUGAAUCUGGUUAUCCGUCCUGUGGGGGAGAGGGCUGCAGCCCCAGGGAUGGCGGGCAGCAGCAGCAACCCUCAAGGAGGAGUGUGGCAGAUUGUAUCGACUAUACUUGCCAGACACUUCUGUCCAGCAGACGCAGCAAAAGUCCACGAGCAGCUUAUAAAGGAUUACGAGCGUUCACUUCGACAGCUCAGCCUUGACGACAUUGAGCGCUUGGCAGGAAGACUGCUUCACCCAGAAGGCGAGGGCAUGGACACCUCGUACAUGGACUAAUCGUUCAGAACUUGAUUCUUCUGACUGGUUUCAUUUUGAGUUACACUCAGUGCUUGAAGGAUGUAGACAGUGUUUAAAGGGGGAGGCUGGGGAAGGGAAAUAUCAGUUGUAUUUCAGAGAUUCCUUGUUCUGUGUGUGUUUGUGAUCUCUAGCUGAAUGAUCACAUGGAGACCAUGGAAAACUUAUUAUCUCUGCAUUUUAGCCACCCUCAUAGAAAGGACUUUGAUGAGGAAAUAUGGCCUCUGCUCUGUGGCCUUCAUCCUCGCUGGGUUUAAUAACUCGCAGCCUGACCACACAGUAUCUGAAUACAAAGGAAUAAUUUAUGCUGUUAUUUUCACACGAUUUCUGGCUGCUAUGUUUCUUAGGGGGUACUAAAUUCUGGAGGAUAUUUAUUGUUGUCUGUGUUGAGUGCUAACUUUUAUUUUUCCCAAGACGUGUGGGCAACAUGCACGUCUUAUCCCGUAAUACAAUGGUGACCAAUGUAUGAUUUGUAAAUAUGUUUGUUUAUAUAUAUGUUUGCAGACAUUAAAACAGAAAAAAAAAAUUACUUCUUCCAUC